AUGUCGCGCUCUGUCCGUGCUGAAACUAGGAAUCGUGUUAAAGACGACAUUAAAAGAGUAAUGCAAGCUGUUGAAAAAGUUCGCCAUUGGGAGAAGAAAUGGGUGACGAUUGGUGAGACAACUAUGAAAAUUUACAAAUGGGUUCCUAUAUCUACUAACGAGCAAAAGAAAAAACAUGCGGCAAAACGCGAGAACAAGGAAAAUACCUUGACCCCCAAAAAAAUGCACGAUUCAUCAAAUUCUAACUUUGGAAUGGCCGAAGAUUCUAAUACUUGCUUCUCAACAGUGAGCGACUCCCAAGGACCAACAGAGUUCACAUCUACACAUUUAAAUUUUUCCGAAGAUUCAAAUUCGCAGAGCAGCGGAACAACGACGCCAGCGAAACGGUUAAAGACGGAC
This is a messenger RNA of Iphiclides podalirius (scarce swallowtail), 399 nucleotides long. The record is from the annotation of a GenBank genome assembly. NCBI's taxonomy places the organism in Eukaryota, Metazoa, Arthropoda, Insecta, Lepidoptera, Papilionidae.